Penicillium macrosclerotiorum is the source of this 1041-nucleotide messenger RNA. RefSeq names its product ketopantoate reductase family protein. Gene Ontology annotation, cellular component: cytoplasm; mitochondrion. Lineage: Eukaryota; Fungi; Ascomycota; Eurotiomycetes; Eurotiales; Aspergillaceae. Gene Ontology annotation, molecular function: 2-dehydropantoate 2-reductase activity; NADP binding. Gene Ontology annotation, biological process: pantothenate biosynthetic process. Bases 1 to 1041 code for a protein of 346 amino acids. The transcript has a single exon. The record is from RefSeq and is a predicted model, not a curated record.
AUGCCGCGUUCCUCCCAGCCUAUUCACAUACUCGGGCUGGGUAGCAUCGGCUCCUUCAUCGCGCAUGCUAUACGCGCCCUCCCCAACCCCCCUGCAGUCCGCUUGCUAGUUCAUCGCAAGAACCUCUACGAUGAAUUCGCUUCAAAAGGAUGGAAACUUGGGCUUCGCGUCGGCGAAGACGGGCCUCUUGACGAACAAGGUGGCUUUGACGCCGAGCUGCUCACCCCAUCCAGCUCUGAGCCCAUCCACCACCUAAUUGUUGCCGUCAAAGCCUCGGCGACGGUCUCCGCGCUACAGCCUAUCCAACACCGCCUUGGUCCACAAUCCACGGUGUGCCUGUUUCAGAACGGCCUCGGCCAGAUUGAGGACCUGAAUGAGCGCAUCUUUAUCGACUCUAGCCGCCGCCCGACGUACAUGUUUGGCAUUAUGCGCCACGGCGUCUACCUCCGGUCGCCGACGGAAGCGAUCCUCUCGGGCCGAGGUGGCCGUGCGGCCAUCGGUGUGGUCGACGCUCAGCCGCCAGCCGCCCAAAAUGCGGAUCCCCAGUUCCUUCUAGAAACUCUGUUACAGUCGCCGAUCCUGCGCUGCGAAGAGCUCGCGUGGGCGGAUUUGCUUCACGACCAGCUCUUCAAGCUUGCCGCGAACUGCGUGCUGAAUCCCUUGACAGCGUUACUGGACGUGCGUAACGGGGUCAUCAAAGCGAAUCCUGAUCUGCAGCCGCUCAUCCGGCGUCUACUCGCGGAGAUCUCCCAGGUUUUUCAGAAUCUCCCUGAGCUGCGAGAUCUGUCAGCGGACCAGCGGGAUAGAUUUUCGGUUCCGUCACUGGAAGCGGUGGUGAUGGAUACGAUUGAGAAAACUGCGGGCAACUCGAGCAGCAUGCGGGAGGAUGUACGGAAGGGCCGCGCGACAGAGAUUGAAUAUAUUAAUGGCUGGAUAUUGCGACGAGGGAGCGAGCUGGGGAUCGAAUGUCCGGUUAAUUUGAACUUGACGCAACUCGUCCUGGCAAAGAGUCGGCUGACCACGGCGCAGGGUACAGGGUGA